CAAGGUAAACAAAAGAAGAAGAGGCACGCUCAGUAGAAAACGAGAGUUGAUGCAAAUCAUGCAACAAGGUACUGAUUAAAACAGCAUUUCACGCAUUUAAAGACUUAUUUCGAAACUACAAACACACUUGGACACUCAAGGAUUGGGGUUUAGGAACAAACAUGGCGGCUACGGAAAGUGGCGAUGGACAGUUUCACCCGAGCACCAAUCAAGUCCCUGGCGCGGUAAUGGAGGGAGCAGAUGCAGAGUCCAUGGAAGCUGUUUCAGAGUCAGGAGCAUCAGUGAGCGGUGGAGACCCAGAGCUGAUUCACAGAACUUCACCUCGACUCCCCGAUGAUGGAGAAGGAAUGACUAGUGAAGAAAUCAAACAUAGAGACGCUGAGGCUGGAUCUCGAUCCCUGUCACCGUCGUCUGCAGAAGAUACAGUCACUAAAGUUUUGGUUCAAGGUGACGAGCCAGAUAGCUGCUCAGACUCUGAAAAAGAGACAGCCGUGGUAAAAACUGAGGAAGACUUUGAGUCUACAGAAGAGAAAGACGGAAUAAAGGCCGAAAACUGGGAGAGAAGUCCUGCAGGAGCUGAUGUCGGCAAGGAAAGGAAUACGGACAGUGGGAAGGAAAUAGCAGGCAAAGAUGUGAAGACGGAUGAAGAUGUGGACGCGGAGCAGGAAGAGCUGGCUCAUGGCAGUCUGAGGGUUUCUAAUGCUGACGACCUGGAUGAAAUGAUGGACAUUGGUACGGUGGAUCAGGUGGAACAAGAAGCUCAGAUGAAAGAGGAGGAAGAGAAUAGUUUGAUGGACGUGGAGAACAGCCAUGCAGCCUUGGUGGCAGAGGAGAGCAACUCUUUGGAGGAGGAGAGCGACGUGAAACCAACUGUGGAGCAAGUGGAGGACGUAAAAACAGCUUUAGACUCGAUGCAGUCUGACUCGUCUCCGUCAUCGGAGGCCACAGCCAGUACAGGAAGAGACAGCUCAUCACCGGCGACUGUAAUGAACGGGAUGAAAGUAGUAAAGAUAGCAACACAGAGUCAAGACAAGGAACAGGGCACUUCCACUCAGCCAAGCCAGACGUCUCCUUCACCCCCUCUGGUCAAAGUGAAGGAUGAGCCUGUAGACGAAGAGUACGAACAGGCUCAGAUAUCCUCCACAUCCACGGCUAGUGUGAAGGAUGAGCCCAACACUGCAAAGGAGGAUUUGCAGAUCGGUUCAGUGUUCACCGUCACCCCAACAGCAGAAACUCACACCCUGCCCGUCAUCAACCCCCCAUCAUCACUCAUGUACUGCUCCAACUGUAAAAAGUCCCUGACUAAGGGACAGACCGCUUUCCAGAAGAAGGGCAACCCAUCGCUCUUCUGCUCCACCUCCUGCCUCACCACGUCUCUGCCCUCGGGCCGAGGGAACACCAAGGUCUGCCACAACUGUCAAAAGUUGAUAGUUCGGCCUCAGGACGUCAUCCUGGCUCCUGAUACUAAAGGAGCCAUGAAGGAGUUCUGCAGUCAGAGCUGCCUGACCGCCUUCAACUAUAAGAAGAACCCGGCUAACUACAGGAUCUUCGCCAACAACAAAGAGACAACACAAAGCACAACGACACAGUCACUCUGCAGCAUGUGCACCAGAUUCUGUGUUAGCAAACAUGAGGUGGUCCUGAGCGGCUCCGUCCACAAGAUCUGCAGCGACGCUUGCUUUAACCGUUUCCGCACAGUAAACAACCUCUCCAUGGCCGGCUGUGCCAACUGCGGAUCGUACUGCCACAACAAACCCCUCAUGCUGAAGCUGGAGGACGUCAACAAAACUUUGUGCAACCAUGACUGUCUCGUCAAGUACAAAGAGAAAACCAAGAUAAGCCAGGCGUGUACGAUGUGUCGAAUGACCCGCCUGAUUGGCGAGAUGGUAGACAACAAAAACAAAGAUGACUCAGUGAACCUCUUCUGCAGCAGCAGCUGUGUGAUGGCGUACAAGGUCCAGACUGUCAGUGCAUCAGGUUCUCGGUUGAAUUGUGACAAUUGUGGGAAGAACACAGUACCAGCCUAUCACCUGGCCAUGUCAGACACCUCCAUCAGGAACUUCUGCACUCUCCCCUGCGUCAUGGCUUUUCAGGAAAAGUUCAAGAAGUCCCAGAAACAGGUGAACGUUUUCACCAAGCUGCCGAUCGGAUCCACGCAGAUCCAGGAAGUCGAACCUUUACAACUUCAGCAAGACGUCCCACGAGGGAGACAGACUCUGAGCUGUAAUCACUGCAGCCGCAUCAUCACUUUCAAACCUGAAAUCAUCCAGAUUAAGGAUAAACUGGUGUUUGUUUGCAGCUCGGACUGUUCUCAAGAGUUCAAGAAAGCCAACUUUGUGACGGGCUUCUGUGAGUACUGUAAAAUCGAAAAGAUCACCAGAGACGCCAAGAAAAUCAACAACAAAAUCUGCUUCUUCUGCAGCGACGGUUGUAAGCUCCUCUUCAGACACGAUCUGGCCAAAGCCUGGGGGAAACACUGCGGCUCCUGCGUCUACUGCCACUCCAUGUCCAAGAAGCUGGUGACGGCUCAGUACGGAGGCUCGACGGAGGAGUUCUGCUCAGAGGAGUGCAGGUCCAAAUACACCAUGCUCUUCUGCCAUGUUGCAAAGUGUGACACCUGCGGCCGUAAAGGGAAACUAAAGCAGAGUCUGUCCAUGCUCGGAGAGGUCAAACACUUCUGUGACCUGACAUGUCUGCUGCAGUUCUGCUGUGAUUAUGUGGCCAGGCAAGUGUUUUCUGGUGUUACAGGGGAGGACACACCUGUCAUCGCCAGCGUCAUGUCUCUUGCAGGUCCUCUAUCGGGAAAACCCUCGAACUCAAAGAACUCUGGAAAUAUCAGCAUCCAGACUGAAAGAGUGAGAGCUAUUCCUCCUCCUGCUCCAAAGAUCCUGAAGAACAAGGCGCUGCUCUGCAAGCCGCUGGUGCAGAACAAAGGGAUCUCGUGUAAAACACAGACAGCUGACGUCGAAGCACAAACGGACGAAGUCUUGCCUAAGCUUAUGGUUGUGCCUGUCCCAGUACCCGUGUAUAUUCCUGUACCCAUGAACAUGUACAGCCAGUUUGCCCCCAAACCCUUUGGCCUGCCAUUACCGCUGCCUGUGCCCAUGUUCCUUCCCGUCACCAUGGACAGCGCAGAACGCAUCGUGGAAACCAUCCAGGAAAUCAAGCAGAAGAUCCCGUCUGAUCCCUUCGAGGCAGAGCUCAUUCUCAUGGCUGAGAUGGUCGCAGAAGACACUGAGAAGGACAACAUCAACAAGGAGGAGAGGCCAAAGGAGAAAGUGGUGGAAAAAGGAAAAGAGAGACAAGAAGCACCUGCGCCAGAAGACCACACCAGCAACUACAGCGACGACCUGGACACAGAGGACUUGGCCAGCUUCCUCAACAACUGGGAGGACACCUCCUCCGACGCAGGCUUUAGGUCUCCCAGCCGACCGUAUGCCAACGAGAAGCUCAACCCAAUCCUCGACAUUCCUGUGGGCAUGCCCAGUGAGCCUUACUCCGAGCCCCCGCCUGCAGCACCGCCUCCCUUGGAUGUUGAAGCUGACUUUACUGUUGAAACUCUGGAGAGGAUGGCCCGUCUGAGAGAGCAAGCCCAACGAUCCCCGAGCCCUCCUCCUGCAACCUCAAGAAGACGGCAAGCUCAGAGGAAAGCCAGAGAAAAAAGGGGUCGUAAGCCACAGCGGUCAUCUAAGGCAGCAGAGGCAUCGGUUAAAAAAGGCUCUCAAAAAGCCGCGGCUGUAGAAAUCCCAAAACUGAAGAGUCAGUAUGGAGUGGAAGCCUGGAAGCGGUGGAUCCAGUGGAGGCAAACUCAACCCGACCUGGAGAAGCCACGAUUCUCCUCUCGUCCCAUAGAGCUAAAGGAGGAUGUUCUACGGAGCACCACUGCUGAGCUGAGCUACGGCCUCUGUUGCUUCAUCAGGGAGGUGAAACGACCGAGCGGAGAGCGGUAUUCCUCUGACAGCCUGUUCUACCUCUGCCUCGGCAUUCAACAGCAUCUGUUUGAUAACGGUCGUGUGGAGAACAUAUUCAUGGAUCGUUUCUACAACAAGUUCUCUACUGAAUUCACUGCAAUGCUGAGAGGUUUCAAACCCUCAAUCACAGCAAACGGUUAUAUCCAUUCUCGCGUGGAGGAGGAGUUUCUGUGGGACUGUAAACAGUUGGGGGCGUACUCCCCCAUCGUCCUCCUCAACACUCUGCUUUUUUUCUGCUGUAAAUUCUUCGGCUUCACCUCGGUGGAGCAACACCGGCAGCUGUCCUUUGCUCACGUCAUGCGCUGCACUAAAACCAACCCGGACAACACCAAGACCACUUUCCUGCGCUUCUACCCUCCAAUAUCAAUAAACGAGGCUGAGUCAGAACCAGAAGUUCCGGCAAAGAAGCGAAAGGAGGAGGAGAAUAAAGAGGAUAUUCUGGAGAUGAUGGAGAACACUGAGAACCCUCUCCGCUGUCCAGUCAGACUCUAUGAAUUCUAUCUUUCCAAGUGCUCAGAGUCAGUCAAACAGCGCACCAACCUGUUCUACCUUCACCCCGAGCGCUGCUGCGUCCCAAACAGCCCCCUGUGGUUCUCCUCCAUCCCUCUCGAUGACAGCACCAUGGAGGCCAUGCUCAUCCGCAUCCUAACCGUCAGAGAGCUCCAUCUCAGGACAAGAAAAGAGAAACCUGAUGACCCACCAUAUAUACCUGAUGAGGAGGAGGAAGGAGAUUCAGAGUGAUUAAGGGCGAUGAGAACAGAAGUGACCUUUUUACUGGUGCAGCAGCUAAAGUGGUGUAAAUGUUUUUUUUUAGAAUAACUGAAACAUUCAUUCAAAAAAGAACCAAUGAAUAAAUAAACAGAAUGAACAUGUAAAUACACACUCACAUAAAUACAAUUUACAAAAUGCACAUUGUCUGUGUAGUUUGGACUUUGGAACUGAAAUGCAUCACUCGGCUCAGCAUUUAGACUGUUGACUACUGUUUGGCAGGAGACAUAGCUGUCCUUCUUGUGUUUUGUCUGCUGUAUGGUUGUUUAUUAUGUAAAACACUACUUUUUCCUUACACAUGUUAUGAUUCCUGAAAUUCCUGUAAAAAUCUGAGUUUGUUGUCCUUGUUAAAAAGAUCCACAAUGAAAAAUGUUAAGUCCUGUGUGAAUCGGAAUCCAAUCCAGGAGACAAACUGAAAACAUCUCUUUGUGAACCGUGUUCAGUUUUAAAACUACAAGUAGUUUAUUUUUUCAACAAUUGAACAAUGCCAUUAUUUGCUGCAAGUCAGUUAGUAAAAGAGCAUUUACAUA
This is a messenger RNA of Notolabrus celidotus (New Zealand spotty), 5269 nucleotides long. It is a transcript of the gene zmym4, whose product is annotated as zinc finger, MYM-type 4. Lineage: Eukaryota; Metazoa; Chordata; Actinopteri; Labriformes; Labridae. The record is from RefSeq and is a predicted model, not a curated record. The coding region runs from base 162 to 4712 and encodes 1516 amino acids. Gene Ontology annotation, molecular function: zinc ion binding. The transcript has 27 exons.